Pecten maximus is the source of this 3713-nucleotide messenger RNA. RefSeq names its product eukaryotic translation initiation factor 3 subunit C-like. Gene Ontology annotation, molecular function: translation initiation factor binding; translation initiation factor activity; RNA binding. Gene Ontology annotation, cellular component: eukaryotic translation initiation factor 3 complex. Gene Ontology annotation, biological process: translational initiation. Bases 195 to 3005 code for a protein of 936 amino acids. The record is from RefSeq and is a predicted model, not a curated record. The transcript has 23 exons. Lineage: Eukaryota; Metazoa; Mollusca; Bivalvia; Pectinida; Pectinidae.
AAACAACGCAAGAUUUGAUGACGUAGUACACAAUCCAUGUGGUUACGGCAUGCGCCAUUUCUCACGACCAAAUCGGACAUAAAUUUAUAGCAGCUGUCUAUUUUCAUCUUCAUGAACUGCUUUUUGAAAAUAAUAUUGGAUCAGUUAAAGAUAAAUAUUAACACAUACAUAUAACUACAGAAAUCUAGAUAAUCAUGGCGGGACGUUUCUUCCGAGGAUCGGACUCCGAGUCUGACAGUUCCAGUGAUAGUGAUGAGCCAACAUUCGCACCGCAGAAAGAAAGGCCUAUGCGGCCUGCUGGUUUCCAGUUGAGUGACGAUGAAGAGGAACAGACUCGAGUUGUACGCAGUGCUAAAGACAAAAGGUAUGAAGAACUGCGAAAGAUCAUUAAGUUAAUAGGUAACCACAAAAAGAUCAAGGAUAUGUCCAAAGUAUUGUCAGGGUUUGAGGACCUAGGCCGUGCUUACGACAAAGCAAAGAAGGUAGUGGAUAAAGAAGGUGGGACUCCACGGUUCUACAUCCGAAGUCUGUCAGAGUUAGACGAAUUUGUUAAUGAGUGCUGGGAGGAUAGAGAGGCCAGGAAACAGAUGAGCAAGAACAAUGCCAAAGGUCUGACCACGCUUCGACAAAAGCUCCGAAAAUACAAUCGCGAUUUUGAGGAGCAAAUCACCAAUUACAGAGAGCAUCCUGAUGAGGGAGAUGAGGAUGACGAGGAAAGAGUGGAGGAGAAGGAGGUGGAUACUGAAGAAGUGGCCCCGGCACCUGUUAUACCUGAAUCUACACCUGCCUUCCAGAAACAGGAGGGUGAUGAUCUUGAUGACGAUGAUCUUAGUGACUGGAGCUCCUCAGAAACAGACUCAUCAUCAUCAGAUGAUGAAAUGGAAGUUGGACCAGGAGGUUACACACUUGCCAUGUUCUUGAAAAAGAAACCUGGAGAGGAAGGCCCAAAGAAGGAAGGAAAGAAAGAGAGAGCGACAAAGAAAGAAUCUCGGCCAAAAUGGCAACCUGUGAAGAAACCAGCUUAUUCGGCUGUUAAGGAAAAGACAGUUAUGUUUGCUAAGGAAGCUGACAUCACACAUGAAGCUGUCGUAAAGAAACUGGCAGAAAUCAUAGCUGCCCGAGGAAAGAAAGGAACAGACCGAAGUGAACAGAUAGAGCUGCUGAAGGAAUUGAUGACCAUUGCUGAUGGCAAAGGUCUGGGACCAGCUAUCAGUGUGAAAAUUAUGUUUCACAUCCUGGCCGCCAUUUAUGACUACAAUCCUAACAUUGCCACCUGUAUGAGGACAGAGAUGUGGGAGGUGUGUCUGAACUUCAUCAAAAAGUUGUUGGGUGUCCUUAUGGAGAACAGAGAUAUAGCUAUAGGAGAUAAUAUUCUGGAGGAGAGUGAAAUCCUUGAUACAUCACCGUAUCGAGUGCGAGGCUGUAUCCUGACCUUAGUCGAGAGACUGGAUGAAGAGUUCACCAAGAUGUUACAGGCUUGUGAUGCUCACAGUACAGAAUAUGUUGACAGAUUGAAAGACGAAUCGAUCAUGUGUGAAAUCCUGGAACAGCUGCAGCAGUACCUUGAGUUCCGAUCAGCACCAGAUGAGCCGUGUCGAGCAACGUCUGCAGAGCUUUGUCGUAUUUACCUCCGUAGAGUGGAGCAUACAUAUUACAAGUUUGAUCGUACAAUCUUUGACGAUAGCUUUGAUGGAGUGGAUACAAGUAAGAUCCUGAUGGGUGAGCUGUGUAAAUACAUCUACGCCAAGGAUAACACGGAUCGUCUGAGGACGCGAGCCAUGUUGUGCCAAAUAUACCACCAUGCUCUGCAUGACCGCUGGUAUCAGGCCCGCGACCUCAUGCUCAUGUCUCAUCUCCAGGACAACAUACACCACUCGGAUGUCCCAACACAGAUCCUGUACAACAGAACUAUGGUACAACUCGGUCUGUGUGCCUUCAGACAGGGAAUGACACGGGAUGCCCACAAUGCUCUAGUCGAUAUACAAAGUGGAGGCCGUGCCAAGGAGCUUCUGGCACAGGGACUGUUGCUACAAAGGCAGCAUGAGAGGACUCCAGAACAGGAGAAGAUUGAGAAGCGACGUCUAUUACCGUAUCAUAUGCACAUCAACUUGGAGCAGUUGGAGUGUGUUUACCUGGUGUCGGCCAUGCUGAUGGAGAUUCCCUACAUGGCAGCUCAUGAAAUGGAUGCACGUCGACGUAUGAUCAGUAAGAAUUUCCAUCACGUUUUACGGAUGAGUGAGCGACAGACACUGACAGGACCGCCAGAGAGUAUGCGAGAGCAUGUUGUGGCUGCUUCUAAGGCCAUGAAGACAGGAAACUGGAAAGAGUGCAAGAACUUCAUCAUUAAUGAGAAGAUGAGCACUAAGGUUUGGGAUCUCUUCUUUAAACCAUUGAAAGUGCAGGAGAUGAUCACUACAAAGAUCCAGGAAGAAAGUCUACGUACCUACCUGUUUACAUACAGUAGUGUCUACGAUUCCCUCAGCCUUUUUACGCUGGCUAACAUGUUCGAGCUGGAACGCACAGUCGUUCACUCCAUCAUCAGCAAGAUGAUCCUUAAUGAGGAACUCAUGGCAUCUCUGGAUGAGCCAACGCAGACUGUCGUGAUGCACCGUACAGAACCAACACGUCUCCAGUCCCUUGCACUCCAGCUCUCGGAGAAGGUCUCGUCUCUCGUCGACAACAAUGAGAGGAUUAUGGACCUCAAGCAAGGAAACCUCUUCUUCGGCAAACAAAACCAACAGUUUAACUAUCAAAACAAUAAUCAGAACCAAGGUGGCUGGCAGGGAAAAGGUAAUCAGAAACGUUACGACGGUGGCGGGGAUAACAAAGGAUGGCAGAACAAGAAUCGCUACAAUGACGGGGAUAACAAGGGCUGGCAAAAUAAAAACCGUUAUAAUGACAACCGCAACAGUGAUAACAAACCUGGCUGGAAACAAUAUGGAGGAUACAACAACCAGAACAGCUGGGAAGGUCGUCGAAAUCAGCGGCAGCAGCAACGGUAUUAAACCUGCAUCUUCAAGUGUUCAAAUUAUGCGAUCAUUCAAAUGACUGUUGGAAUUCCGAGAUUCAUUGCGAGAUACCAUCAACAUUUGUCAAUCUAAAAUGGACCAUCUGACUACUUUCAAGGAUAUUGUUUUUCUUCAUGAUAUUCUUUUCAACUGCAAAAAACUUUAGAGCCAUAUUUAUUACAAGUCCGAAUUGGAUUGAUAUUGUGGUGUUUUAAGGGUUAAGAUAUCAAAUCAAAUGUUGUCCAGAAUUUAUUAUUAUUUUGUAUUCGAAUGUGAAGAAUAGAAUCCUAUCAACAAAAAUAGGAAAGUUAUGUGCGGUAGUAGUUCAAGUGCUGAAAUAUUGUAUAAAAUGGUUCAAAUUCAGCAGUAUUGUUUGGUACUGUUUUGUUAUAUUGAAGAUACUGUGACCAUGUACAAACUCUUUCACACCAGAUGCUGGACUAAAAAAUCUGGAUGGUGAAAGGUAAAAGCACAUCUCAAGGUGAAUGACUGGACAUUGACAUGAAUUUCACUGAUUUCAUGAUGUGGUCAACAUGUACAUUUCAGUAUUUGUCAACUAACUACAAGUGUCUUACAGCUGACAUGAAAUUGUCACUCUAAAUGAAAUCUUUACAUUGUAUAAGAUACACAUCAUUUGCUAUAGAUUGAUGCAUAUGUUGAUCGAAGUGACAUCUAUUUAUGAAAAAUAAAUCAUUAAUAUUUUGA